Lotus japonicus is the source of this 1206-nucleotide messenger RNA. RefSeq names its product ethylene-responsive transcription factor 3-like. Lineage: Eukaryota; Viridiplantae; Streptophyta; Magnoliopsida; Fabales; Fabaceae. Gene Ontology annotation, biological process: regulation of DNA-templated transcription. The transcript has a single exon. Gene Ontology annotation, molecular function: DNA-binding transcription factor activity; DNA binding. The coding region runs from base 344 to 1018 and encodes 224 amino acids. The record is from RefSeq and is a predicted model, not a curated record.
AAAAAAAGAGGAAUAAAAUAAAAUAAAUAGCAUGCUGGAGACAGACAGAGCCAGAGAAAACCCUCAUAGAGAAGAAAGAAAAGUAGCAAACACAAACACCACAUCCAUUUUUUUCAUUAUUAAUAUAUUUUGGUGAGUGUUGUUGAAGAAGAUGAGGUGGUGCUUCCUUCCACACCCUCUCUCUCUUCCCUCUCUGUUCUUCAUCAUCUCUAGAAAGACCCAUCACCAUUUUAAACUCUGAAAUGCUUCUCUGACUUCAAAAAACUAAUCUUUUCUCACUUUCAUUAUCUGGGUCUUCUUCCUUUUUCCAUUCUCUCACAUAUUUGUAUAGAUCGGUGACGAGAUGAAAAGAGGCAGAGGAGUAGCAGCUGCUGCUGCGGCGGCGAUGGUGGUGGAGGUGAACGGAUCGGCGGUGCUUAAGGAGCCACGCUACCGGGGCGUCAGGAAGAGGCCGUGGGGGAGAUUCGCAGCGGAGAUCAGAGACCCGAUGAAGAAGGCGAGGGUCUGGUUAGGCACGUUUGAUUCUGCAGAGGAGGCGGCGCGUGCGUAUGACGCCGCCGCACGCGCUCUUCGUGGACCGAAGGCUAAGACAAACUUUCCUCUCUCACCUUUCUGCUACCACCACCCCGCCGCCGCGGAUCCCUUCUACUACGCCGCCGGGAACAACGGCGGUGUUGUUCAGGACCACCAUCAUGUCAGUAAUCCGCAGAGGCCUACAUCGAGUGGCAUGAGCAGCACCGUGGAGUCCUUCAGUGGCCCCCGUCCUCCCACCGUGAAGCCUGCGGCGGCGGCGCCGUCAUCAUCCCGCCGGUAUCCUCGCACUCCGCCGGUUGUACCUGAAGACUGCCACAGCGACUGUGAUUCCUCCUCAUCUGUCGUUGACGACGGUGAUGACAACAUCGUAUCCUCAUCGUUUCGCCCGCCGUUGCCGUUUGAUCUCAACGCGCCGCCGUGUGAUGUUGCCGACGUGGCUGCCGGCGAUGAUGAUGAUAUUCGCCGGACCGCCCUCUGCCUCUGAUAUUCAUUAGAAAAGUGAUUUUUAAUUUCUAAUUUUUCUCUUAUAUUGUUAUUUAUUUUCUUAUAUUUAUGGUAUGCGGAAAAAAUGAAAAGGAUGAUCAGAUGUAAGAUUAUGGUAAUAUGAUCUUAAUUCUGUGAGAGUAUGUUUCUGUGAUGAACAAUGUUAAUUUCUUCUUCUUUUAUAUUUAA